GACUAAAGAUUUCAAGGAGGGAGGUCUACAAGCCAUUGACUUUGAUUCCAUAAAUGGUACUCUGAAAAUUAACUGGUUAAAAGCUUUUUUAAAUAACAACAACCUUUGGUUUCAUAUUCCCAGAGAAAUUUUAAAAAAAUUGGGAGGGAUAGAAUUUUUACUUAGAUGUGAUUUCACUCCCCAACGUCUCCCUGUCAAACUAUCCCAGUUUCACCAGCAAGUCUUGUUGUACUGGUAACUUUUAUACAAUCAUAAUUUUACGCCACAUAAGACCCCAAUAUGGAAUAAUAGAUAUAUCACAAUAAGAAAUAAAUCACUUUAUAAUAAGGACUGGAUGGAGAAAGGUAUCUGGUCGGUGCUUCAUUUAGUCAAUAGCAGAGGAUGUUUUAUUUCAUAUGAGAACUUUUGUCUUAAAUAUGAUAUUAUCUGUAAUCGGAACACAUUUGAUUCUAUAAUCAAAGCCAUCUCCAACUCUAUUAUAUGUUUAAUCAAAGGAUUCCUUUCAACCUCUAAUCCCACCACCCUGUGUCUCCCAUCACUUUUAAUUGGAGGUUACGAUUUCAAAGCAACUACAUUCUCAAACAAAUCUAUCAGAAAUUUGUAGAUUACGAACUAAUUAUUUAAAAUUCCCAUUAACCCCCAAAGCCAAGGAAAUCCAUUUUAAAAUUUUAAAUGAUGUUUAUACUUCCAGUGAAUUAGUACGACAAAGAUUUGGAAUUGAAACUAGAAAUUGUGUAUUUUGUGAUGAAGUAGAAACCACUGAUCAUUUAUUUUUUCAUUGUAUGUAUGUAGAGGCUUUAUGGCUUGACAUUCAUGAGUGGCUCUUCCCAAAGGUUCCUCUUCUUUCAGAUUUCUCUCAGAAGGACAUUGUCUUUGGACUUGUUAUGAACAGUUACAAAGAUGAUUUUCUGGUUAAUGACAUUCUUAUUUUUGGAAAAUUUUAUAUUUUUAUAUUAUAAAAAGAGUACGGUGCGGUUCGUAUUACGUAUUAAUUCUGCGACAGGAAAUGAAUCAGCGAAGGACACCUCACAUUGGCGAAACUGCUGAUAAACACGUGAAAAAUAUAUGUAAUAUUGCUGUGCCUUAAUUUGACUCCAUGCGCAGUGUUUAGAACAGGAAGAGCUGACAGCUUCAGUAGCGGUCGAUAGACAGUUGUGCAACCCGCUGACCUUCGUUUCUGUUUGGAUUUAUUUGCAAGCAUUCAGAGUAUGCUACAGACAUGAAUAUAUUGGAGCGUUAAAACAGACAUCAUGACAGCGGAGGCCAUGUCCUCAAGAGUUCAGACUCAGAUCCCAACCCCUGUUCAGAAGGACUACUACUACUUUUUCCGCUCUUUCGUAGCAGGAGGUGUUGCAGGUUGCUGUGCCAAAGUCACCAUAGCGCCUCUGGAUAGAGUGAAAAUUUUACUACAAGCUCAAAAUCCUCAUUACAAUCACCUUGGAGUGUUUGCCACACUUAAGGCUGUGCCAAAAAAGGAGGGUUUCCUUGGACUAUACAAAGGAAAUGGGGCUAUGAUGAUCAGGAUUUUUCCAUAUGGAGCCAUUCAGUUUAUGGCUUUUGAUAGCUAUAAAAAGUUCCUUAGCACACAACUUGGAAUAUCUGGUCACAUUCACCGCCUUAUGGCAGGAUCAAUGGCAGGAAUGACUGCAGUUAUUUUCACUUAUCCACUCGAUGUAAUCCGAGCUCGCUUGGCAUUUCAAGUGACAGGAGAGCAUCGAUAUACUGGCAUACGAAAUGCCUUCCAGACUAUUUACCUUAAGGAAGGAGGAAUCUCUGGGUUCUACCAUGGUCUGACCCCCACGAUAAUUGGCAUGGCUCCAUAUGCAGGAUUUUCUUUUUUCACAUUUGGUACAUUGAAAACUCUGGGACUCACUCACUUUCCAGAACUACUAGGCAAGCCGUCUCUUGACAACGCUGAUGUUUUAGUGCUGAAGACUCACGUCAAUCUGUUGUGUGGUGGAGUUGCAGGAGCGAUUGCUCAAACUAUAUCAUAUCCACUAGAUGUUGCCCGGAGGAGAAUGCAGUUAGGAACUUCACUUCCUGAUUAUGACAAAUGCUUGAGUCUCAAAAAAACUCUCAAGCAUGUGUACACCAAGUACGGCAUCAAGAAUGGACUGUAUCGUGGCCUGUCCCUUAACUACAUCCGCUGCAUACCUUCACAAGCAGUUGCCUUCACCACAUAUGAAUUCAUGAAGCAAAUUCUUCACCUAAACUAGAACAAUAGAGACUGGGCCUUAAAGGAACAAGUUGAUAUGACCCCUGCCAACAUCAUGGCACCAGUGGCUUCCAUUCCAGUCAUGGGUUCUCAGAAACACCCAUACACUGAUGGCAGUUCUGUGGCUUUGCACUCCCCGUCAACAGUCACUAUGGAUGCAGAGGGUGAAAGCAUCACUGGUCAUGGCAUGGAAACCAAAGUAAACCUAAGCAACUUCUGCAUCAGUUAAACCAUAUAGCUAAUAACAGAAGAAAAAAUUACAAUUGACAAUAUGCCUUAACCUAUCCACCUGUCUCUAACUUAUAUCAGUAAUGUAAGCAAAGCAAAUGAGGCACUAAAGGUUUUAUGGCUGUGUUUCAAUAAUGUAUCAGAAUGCUUUUAGCUACAGUACAACUGAUGAAAAUAUUUUUUUAGUUUGUGACCAAAAAAAAAAGAGAACGUAAUAUUUCUUUGCUAAACUUGGUUUAUAUAUAGCAUAUAUUUCAUCAAAUCUGUGUCACUUCACCUCAAGUCUUACAGGCUAAUAUUCAUUUAGUGAUUUAUAUGUAGCAUAUAUUUCAUCAAAUCAUAGAGAGUGUAUUUGAAGCCUAUGCAGUAUUAAGUAAUAUUUGCAUGCCAAAGUUACUGUGGCUCAAGGCUAAUGUCUGAUCAAUGCUUUACUGUACAGAUUAAUCUAUGAUAAUCACAAUCUCUAUUUUUGGAUGAAAGCAACGUCAAAACAAGUGAAAAUGUGUGUGGUGAGGAGCAGAUCACAGGCGAUUUGUGUAGGUAAAUUAUGAAUGGCUGAUGUUGUUAAAUAAUUCAGUCUUUCCUCAGUUUAGAAUCUUUUAGUGGAGUAGAAUAUCAAAUUAACUAUUGCAUGACUUAUACUAUUACACUUUUACCAGCUCAGAGGUCAUUUUGCAAUUUUCUGGCAAUUGUUGAUGCCUUAUUUUUGUAAGGAAAUAAGCACUCUUCAAUCUGUUGCACUCUUUUCCCAUCUGUUCUCAGUUUUUUGUUGCCAUGUGUUUGUGAUGAAAUAGUCAUCUGGCCAUGAACUUUUCGGUACAUGAUGAAAGUUGCUGCAUAUGUUUCCAAUGGAUGAAAAGGAACAUACAGUAUAUUAGAGAUUAGCCAGUGAAAAUUACAGUAAAUUACAGAGUACAGUCAACAGAGACCGGAGGAUAUUGUUUUAUACGUGAUCAAAUAUAAUCUCUAAGUUCAUGAUUAUUGACAGUCAUGAUUUAUCACAUUUUAGGUUUAUUUGCAUAAAAUUCCAGAGCUAAGUCACUAAAAUGUCUUUGUCUUAACUUUUUUCUGAGGAGGAAGUUUAUGAUGCUGCUCUGAGUUUUUUAUUUUGAAAGGCAUUUUAUCACUAUUAUUUAUUUGCAUUCUGACAAUGUUUGAUUCAGAUUAAAUGGUUAAUAAGCAUUGAACUAAUGAACAACGAAUGUAUGCCUGUUUUGUACAUGUGAUUGUGAUGUGGUUAAUUUGUAUGUAUGUUUACAUGACCAUAAAUGAAAUGUGA
Messenger RNA from Xyrauchen texanus (razorback sucker), 3722 nucleotides. RefSeq names its product solute carrier family 25 member 16 (gene slc25a16). NCBI's taxonomy places the organism in Eukaryota, Metazoa, Chordata, Actinopteri, Cypriniformes, Catostomidae. The coding region runs from base 1251 to 2216 and encodes 321 amino acids. The transcript has 11 exons. Gene Ontology annotation, biological process: transmembrane transport. The record is from RefSeq and is a predicted model, not a curated record. Gene Ontology annotation, cellular component: mitochondrial inner membrane.